This is a messenger RNA of Ilex paraguariensis (yerba mate), 354 nucleotides long. The record is from the annotation of a GenBank genome assembly. Lineage: Eukaryota; Viridiplantae; Streptophyta; Magnoliopsida; Aquifoliales; Aquifoliaceae.
AUGGUGGGCAGCGAAGUGGCGGGUAGAGGUGGCAGCGACAUCUUUGGAAUGGUGGGCAGUGGCGGAAUCUGGGUGGUCGGCAAAGGCGGCAACGUGGGCAUUGGCAGAGUCGGGACUGUUGGCAUUGCUGGCAGUGGAGGCAAUGUGGGCUUAGGGAGAGAUGGGAUUGUAGGCAGUGUUGGUGUUGAAAUUUGCAGAAGGUGGCGAGCUCCGAGGCUCAUUUGGAUGCUUGAAAGUGAUAAAAUUAGUGUCAAAGACAGAAUGGAACAACGCUACUGGGAAGUCAUCAUGAGAAGUGGAGAACAUGCUCAACAGGCCGGUUAUGACUUCCGAAUUGCACCAGUGGGAAAGUGA